Molecule: messenger RNA, 3666 nt
Organism: Drosophila bipectinata
Lineage: Eukaryota; Metazoa; Arthropoda; Insecta; Diptera; Drosophilidae
Gene: flfl
Product: serine/threonine-protein phosphatase 4 regulatory subunit 3 flfl
Biological process (GO): protein dephosphorylation; DNA damage response
Cellular component (GO): nucleoplasm; protein phosphatase 4 complex
Molecular function (GO): protein phosphatase activator activity
Source: RefSeq, a predicted model, not a curated record
UUUACUCGCCAACACCAACGCUCGAGCGUCGGUCCGCGGAAAAUUGUAAAAUUUUAAUUGUCCGGGAGUAUAUUUUAUUUAGCGCGUGAUCAAAACAAAUAUGCGCAAGCGUAAAUUGUAUAUAAACUAAAACAUCACACGACGCGGAAACAAACAAGGAAUUACAGCUGUUAUCCGGUGUGACCUUUUUUAACCCCCCUUAGACCCCACCCGGCGCUUGAGUAGCAGCUUAAAAUGGAUGUACAAGUCAAGCAUAGAGAUUAGUCGAAUCCUUUGAAUUCUAAAUUCAAGAUCCUUAUUUAAAUUAGCCAAGUAGCAUAGCCCUAGCCUAGAGCAUAUUGCCUAGUUGAACCGGUUCCAAGCCACCAGCACUGUCACGUUCACACAACGACGUUAACCUAGAUCCCAAAGUCUAUCAAGGAUCCUUUGCAAAUAGUUGACUAAGGGGGACUACUGGCAACAUGACGACCGACACCCGCCGACGCGUCAAGUUGUACGCGCUAAAUGCGGAAAGGCAAUGGGACGAUCGUGGCACAGGCCACGUCUCCUCCAACUAUGUGGACAGAUUGAAAGGCAUCUCCCUGUUGGUACGCGCCGAAGCCGAUGGAUCUCUUCUGUUGGAGAGCAAGAUCCAGCCGGAUACCGCCUACCAGAAACAGCAAGAUACCCUGAUUGUGUGGUCUGAGGGCGAUAAUUUCGAUUUGGCUUUGAGUUUUCAGGAAAAGGCGGGUUGUGACGAGAUUUGGGAGAAGAUAUGUCAGGUGCAAGGAAAAGAUCCUUCUGUAGAAAUAACACAAGACAUCGUGGAAGAGUCGGAGGACGAGCGUUUUGAGGACAUGUCAGAUACGGCCCCGCCGAUCGAGCUGCCGCCCUGCGAGCUCUCACGCUUGGAGGACAUUUCGGAGACGAUACAAAGCUGCCUCUCGACUCCACUACGCAAGGAAAAGCUAUCCAUGGCCCUCGAGUCGGAGAGUUACAUCAAGAAACUGCUGAACCUGUUUCAUGUGUGCGAGGACCUUGACAACAUCGAGGGACUGCACCAUCUGUUCGAGAUCUUCAAGAACAUAUUUUUGCUGAACAAGAACGCUUUGUUCGAGAUCAUGUUUGCGGAUGACACCAUUUUUGAUGUGGUGGGAUGUCUGGAGUACGAUCCGAGCGUGGCCCAGCCGAAGAAGCACCGCCAGUAUUUGAAACAAUGGGCCAAGUUCCGCGAGGCGGUGCCGAUCCGUAACCAGGACCUGCUUGCAAAGAUACACCAAACGUUCCGGGUGCAGUACAUCCAAGACAUCAUCCUGCCCACGCCGUCGGUCUUCGUCGAGGACCACAUGCUGAACACAUUGUCCAGCUUUAUAUUCUUCAACAAGGUGGAGAUUGUGACAAUGAUCCAAGAUGACGAGCGUUUCCUGCUUGAUGUUUUUGCUGUUCUAACGGAUCCCGCCACUGGAGAUGCUAAGCGCCGCGACACAGUCCUCUUUCUGAAGGAGUUCUGCAACUUUGCACAAAACCUGCAGCCCCAAGGCAAGGACUCGUUCUACAAAACGCUGACCUGCCUGGGCAUCCUGCAGGCGCUUGAACUCACGCUUGUAAUGAACGACAAGAAGACAAAAUCGGCCUCCAUCGACAUCCUGACAGCUAUUGUCGAGUUCUCCCCGCUGGUGGUUCGCAACUACACGCUGAACCAGGCCAACAGGCCAGAGGGGGAGCGCAUGCUGCUAAACAUUGCCAUCGAACAAAUGCUAAACGACUCUGAGCCCGAACUGGGCAUUGCCGUGCAAUUGAUGGGCAUUGUUAAGAUCCUGCUGGAGCCAGAGAACAUGCUCACCGAAAAGGGUGACUUCCUCAACUUCUUCUACAAGUACAGUGUCCAGACGUUAGUGGCUCCUCUGAUGCUCAAUACGAUGGGCGAUCGUCCGCAGAACGAGGACUACCAGACGGCCCAGUUGCUGGGCAUUGUUUUAGACAUAUUGUCGUUCUGCGUGGAGCACCACAGCUACCACAUUAAGAACUUUUUACUGCAAAAGGAUCUCCUCAAGCGAAUUCUAGUGCUGAUGAAGAGCACACACACGUUCCUUGUCCUCGGCGCCCUACGGCUGCUACGCAAGAUUAUUGCUCUCAAAGACGAGUUCUACAAUAGACACAUUGUCAAGUGCAAUCUUUUUGCGCCUGUGGUGGACGCCUUCAUUCGCAACAACGGCCGCUACAACUUGCUGGAGUCGGCCAUUCUGGAGCUUUUUGAGUUUAUAAAACUCGAGGACAUACGCACCUUGUGCGUCUACUUCGUGGAGAACUUUAGCAAGAUAUUUGAUGAAAUCGAAUAUGUGCAGACAUUCAAGUACUUGAAGAACCGUUACGAUCAGUACCAGGACCGGCUCAAGGACCGCGACAAGAUGGAGAACCGAACGGACGGUGGCCCGCCCAUCAUCCGCAGCGGUGGCCGGUUUCGUCGAGACCAGCGGCAAAUGGAGGAGGAGGAGGAGAUGUGGUUUAACGAAGAGGACGACUUCACCGAGGAGAUCGACACCUACAACAACGUCAUUAAAUCCGUCAGUGAAAAGAAUGGCCCGCAAACACAAAACCAGCAGCAGAAAUCCUCACCACCACACGGAACCUCGCCUCACAGUGGUCUUCUGGGAAACCUGAAUGCUAGUGCAACAUCAACGUCCACAUCCGCCUCGUCAGGAGCUCCCGUGGCCAGUGGCAGCAGUAGCCCCGAAGCGAGUAUCGCCGAUGACCAAACUCAAGCGGCGGUACAUCUGGCUGCCGCUGCCAACAUUGCGUUGCAGCAUCACCAGCAACAACAACAACAGCAGCAGCAGCACUCAUUCCAGCAACAGACUCAGCCUGAAAUCGCGGAACUGCAACAGCAGCUUGGAGGUGUGGAGGCGCCGCAAAGUCAAGACCUCGAUCUGGUACAAUCGACGGCAGCGAACGUCUCGCCAUCGUCGUCAUCCUCAUCGCUAGAGGCGUCAACGUCCGCGUCGUCGUCCUCAUCCUCUUCCUCGUCAUCCUCGUCAUCACCACCCGGCCCCUCGGCAUCUCUCUGCGAUUCUGCGACGGUGGCAGCGGUGGCUGCCUCACAGUUUCUUUCAACAAUCGCUACCGCAAUGGCAGCAUCCGUUACGGCAGCGGCGGCUACCACCUCAUCCCCCAUCCCGUCAGCGGGAUCGUCUGUUUCCAGUCCAGAUAGCGAUGCAGUCGACGCCCAGUUGUCGGCCGGCGAAGAUGCCAACAGCCAGGACAGCGCCGAUCGGGACACCAACAGCACAGAUGCAGCGAGUAGCGAAUCAGACAAGGCGACGGCCAAAAAGGGUCUGGUGGACUACGAAAGCGAUUCUGGUGAGGACGACUACGAGGAGGAUGAAGACUCCGAGGGGCCACAAGCACAAAAGCGCGCGCGUCUGUCAUAGUUAGCAGACAUCGAGCAUGUCGACGACAUCAAUUAUAAAUUAGUACACACGUAAACACAGAGCAAACACGCAGCAAACAAUAAACAAAACAGAAAAUCACACCAACGAAAGAUGUUAGGAUUGCAUUGGCAGAACAGACGAUGACAGCACAGCAGACACCAGACACCAGACAGCGGACAGCGGUACGAUGUAAGAUCGAACAAGGAAAAACAAAAACAAAAACAAAAAACAAAAUAUACAAUUAAAUUUUAGCAUAAAA